AUGGACUAUUCAAGCCUCCGUGCCGCAACUCUGCGGGACGGAGAAGACGAAGAAGCCGUCACUGUCGACACCCGCGCCCUCAUAGACAAAGUCCUCGCCAGAUAUUCCGGAGAAUGGACUACGCUCAGGGAACUCAUCCAAAACGCCGCUGAUGCGCAAGCAUCCACAGUUGUUGUGAAAUGGGAGACGGUUCCCUCAACCCAAGUGCCGGUGCCUAAUACCACGAGCCGAUCCGAGCUGUUGAAGCAUGCUAUAGCAAACCAUACAUUACGGCGUUUAGUUGUGCAAAACGACGGGCAGCCGUUUACGAAGACGGACUGGGGUCGACUGAAGAGAAUAGCAGAAGGGAAUCCGGACGAGACGAAAAUUGGCGCCUUUGGUGUUGGAUUCUACAGCGUGUUUGCCGACUGCGAGGAGCCUUUUGUGAGCUCUGGGAGCGAAGCCAUGGCCUUUUACUGGAAAGGAAACUCGUUAUUUACUAGAAAAUCACAGCUGCCCGAGGACAAGGCCAGCAAGGAUACAAUAUUUGUCUUGGACUACAGGAACACCACGACGCCCAUGCCAAACCUUCUUUCCGUUGGCCAGUUCCUCGCCACCAGUUUGACAUUUGUAGCUCUACAAAAUAUUGAGUUUUGGAUUGAUGAUUAUCAAAUACUGUCGUUGAAGAAGAAAUCUUCCCCUCCGGCAGACCUUGCUUUGCCCCGAGACCUGGAGGCGAGAACCAAGGAAGGCCUCAUGAAGGUUGUUGGUGUGGACCGGACGAGCACACAGAUUGAUGCCGCAUACAUGAGUGCAAUGGGCUGGAAGCCGCAGUCAUCAGCGUCAGCUACCAAGAACACCGACUCAUACGGCUCAAACGAAGCGCCGUCUCUCCGGGCAUUUUUCGCACGUUUAACAUCGAGUGCCUCACAAGCCGGGUUGCGAUCAAAGGCGCAAAGCGAAGAUAACCUGGUGCAGCCACAAAUUGCCGAGGACGUCACCAAGGUGAAUACAUCGUCGAUUUUCUUGAGUGCCACGUCAGCCACUGUGCACACCAAAGUUUCGUCCUCGUUUGCGUCUGAGCUUGAAAGAGCUACUAAGAAGCCUCCGCCCAGUUCAACCAAGAUUUCGGUUCUCACCGCGUCGUAUGACGAGGCCGGAGCGUCUGAGAGUUCCGCUGCGAAUGCUGCCUUUAACAAAGCGACCGAUGUGUUUGCUUCUGUUCUCCCGAAUAAGAAGCCUGGUGGUCGCAUCUUUAUCGGGUUCCCGACAAUGCAAACGACCGGCGCUGGGAUGCACGUUUCCGCCCCAUCAGUCAUUCCCACCGUGGAACGAGAGGCUAUUGAUCUGAACGCACGCUGGGUUAGGACCUGGAACGUUGAACUUCUUCGCGCCGCCGGAAUAGUGUGUAGAUUGGCUUUUUCCAACGAAAUGAGUGAUCUGAGUCGCAGGAUGCGAUCCGCCGUCGAGAGCGGUCGGAAACUGUCCAACGCCAUCAUUUCGAAAUUCAUGCCCGAGGCUCUGCAUACGCUCAAGACAUUUACAUUUCAUGAUUCGACACCAAGCAAUCAGGUUGGGCAGAUCAUGGAAGAGGCGUUCUGGACCUGUUUCAAAAAGGCGUCUAUCGAGAUGUUCUCUAGUCAAGGCGUGCUCCAGACGACACAUGUCCGUCUUGGGUCAGACGAGCUCAAUGGCUUUGUGGAAAGCAUCCCGGUUGUCCCAGAGGAGAUGAAGAGCUCGCCCUUUGUUCGGAAACUGAUAGAUUUCGGCCUCAUCUCACACAUUACAGUCACCGACGUCAAAAAGGAGCUCGAGGCCAAGGCCCUGAAUAAAUCUCAAAUGGUCAAGUUCAUCUCGUGGGCGGGCAAGAAGAGUUUGAGUGGUGAACUCGACCCUGGCAGCCGCGCCGCGCUCCUUGAGGUUGCCGUUGCCACCAUGGGCGAUGAGGACUCGCAAGGCGAAAUCGUGGCGCUCGGCAGCAUCAGGAAUUACUUGAGUCUAAACAUUAUUCCCGCCCAUGUACCGAUACCGCCAACUACUGUUCCGUUUGCUCUCACGACCAGUUCGCAUCCCUCUGAACUCCAAGCCCUUGGCUGGGAACCACUCGAGGUGCUGCCCUGGUUUCGCUAUCUGCUGGAAUCGACAAACUCCAGACCAGAGGACGAGAGCGUGACCAGGUCAGCCAAGUUUGCGGUGCAGGUGUUGGUCAUUCUGUCCAAGAACUGGGACACAAUCUCGAACAAGGAUAAGACGACCUUGGCGUCGUUGGUCCAAGCUAAUGCGGUCAUGCCCACCAAACUCGGGUUGAAGCGGCCGGGAGAAUCAUUUUUUCCCUCUGUAAAAUUGUUUGACGACUUGCCCGUCAUUCAGGGAUGCGAAAAGGUCAAGGAGAAGUUCUUGUUUGCUGUUGGUGUGCGAAAAACAGUUGAUCUCGAGACCAUCUUUACGCGGCUAGUGAACGACUCUGGUGACGGCAGCCAGAAGAAAUGGAGUCACAUGGAACUCAUCAAAUACCUGGCUUCUGUGCAAAACGACAUCCCGUCCGACGAUCUCAAGAAACUGAAAGAAACAAGAUUCUGUCCUGCGGAGGCCGGUCCAAAGGGGAUGGAACCUACCAAGGCGACAAAGACACUGUACAAGGUAUCCGAACUUUUUGAACCCAAGGACUCUGUUCGCGCUCUGGGGUUGUCCAUUCUGCAGUGGCCCGGCCCUCCUGGCAGUUUCCGCGCCAGCAGCCCCGAGGCCAGAUUUUUGUCCGUCCUCGGGUUACGCUCGUAUCCUUCUGUCCCAGAGCUGGUGGACAUGAUGGCAUCCAAGGACGAUACCCUGCGAACAUCGGCAAUGACGUAUUUUAUCGCCAACCACCACUCCAACAGAUACGGGGCGUUUGAUCUCGGCGAGACCCGCAAGGCCAUUCUGCCACUGCAAGGCAGCACCCAACUUGUAACCCCGUCCGGGUGCUUUACCAACGAGAGAGCGGCGGUUCUUGGUUUCCAUAUCCUGAGGAGGGAUCUGCACGACCACGCAAACAAAUUCGGCGUGGCAAGAGAUCCACCGAUGGUUGAGUGCGUCAACCGUCUGUUAGCCAGUCCUCCUGGAGAUCGACAAGCGGCCACCACGCUUUUUGGCUACUUUGCCUCUCGAAUCACCGAGGUUCGUGAAAAUAGCUUGGCCAAACUGAGGAACGCACCGAUCGUGCCAGUAUCAAGGCCCAGCAUUUCGAGAACAUCCACGACCUCGAGUGAAAAAGUAUCGCACACCAGCCCGUCUCGCGCCUAUCUGGGGACGUCUGCAACGUACGGGGACAUUUUUGACUUUGUCGAUUUUGGCCAAGAGGCAAAUGCGUUUCUCUUCCAUUGCGGCGCCAAGAGUGAGCCUACGAAACUCGAGGUUGCACACAUGACGUGCACCGAGCCCGCAAGGUUACUCAGCGUGUUGCAGAGCCCAGAAAAGUACAUGGACCUGCUCAAAUCUCUUGCGGAGGCAUCGGCCACUCUUCAUCGUGACAAGGAGCUCUGGCGCAAGCUGAAAACAGCGCCAUGCCUGCUAGCGUACAAGGAAUUGGCACCGACGACCAAGGCUUCAUUGAUAGAGCUGGAAGAAGAUGAGGCGCCCAUCAAGCAAUAUCAACUCGCUUCGGCUAGUCAGAUUGUGGUUGUGGACGACAUCAUCAGCUACCGUCUGUUCAAGGAUUACUUGAUAUGUGCGCCAGAAGAAGAUGCACUCGAAAACUUCUAUCUCCAGCUCGGUGCGCAAAAGCUGAGUGGCAUUGUUCAAGAGGAUGUACGUAUCGGACCUCACACAGCCCGACACAAGACGGCAGAGCAGUUGCGAAAACAUGUCGUGGAGAGGUCAAAGAUUUUCCUUUACGAGUAUGCCAACUAUCGCCGGGACGCUGUCAAACACGACUCCAAGUGGCUGGAGAAGAACCUUCGGGUGGAAAUGGUUCGCUCGGUCGCUCUGCGCCGCACGUUGAAAGGCCAUCGGCAAUCGCACACUGAGAAACGAUCCGCCGCCGGCGCAUACGAAGAUCGGGCAUGGGUUCUGUACGUUGCCGAUGACGGUCAGCCAGAUAUGUACCAGGUGGGACAAGCCGUCUGCCAGAUGCUUCUGAACAGACCGAACCAGCAAGCCUACCUGUUCUUUGAGCCAUUCCUUACGCUGGAUCUUUACGGCCUCAGGGCACGUGGCUAUAACGUGGACCGCAUUCUUCGCGCCAAGGCUGCCGAGGCAAGAAUUGCAGAAGAGGAGAGACGCAAGGCACUGGAAGAGGAGCAACAGAGGAUACAGGAACGGGAACAAACCUGGGCUCAACAAGGAAAGACUACCGAUGACAGCAAGAUUCGCCAACUCCCCAGUGCGGCAGAGGCAGCCAGACAAGUUGCGCGGACCCCGGAGCAGCCGGCGAAACCGAUGAUGCCAGGUGCAUGGGGCACACCGGACGAUGCAGCGACAGACGGAACGCAUCAGUCAAAGAAGGGGGGUGGGCUCUUUGCCAAUCUCAGUCGUAGGUUAGGUUUCGACAGCCAGGACGAAGGCAAAGAUGACGCAAAGUCGCAGCUGGAGCAGUUUAUGGACAACGCCUUUGCCCAGACCGGAAACGAGCCAUCCACUUCAUCACACGAGAACAAUACCAAGCGUCCUCAGCAAGAUGAUGGGCGCGUCACCAGUCCUGCCGUGGUACAGCAAAACCUCCUCAACGCCGUCAACGCGACUCGGGCACACGGAUCCGAUCAUGUGUUUUCCGAGCCCAAGGUCAACCAGGUCAAGGAGCAGGCCACCUACUGCGACAGUACUCCAGCACAAAACAUUACGUUUGCCGCAGAGGCGUCCAAUGGGAUGAAAAUAUAUGUGUCAAAAACCAUGCAAGCCAAUGCCGCAACUUUCUUGUCGUCCAACAUUGGGCCAGUCAAUUCUUUUGCGUCGCUCUUGGUCGAGAUUGGAGGCAUAUACUCCUUGUCGCCCAAGGUUCUGCACAUUUUCUACGACGAGUCUGGGGGCACUAUUGCAUUCAACACCGGCGGAAGCAUAUUCUGCAAUUUUCGAUUCUUUCUCCAAUUGCAUGCGGCGCAGAUCCAGAGUGGCAGUGGGAAAGCCGAAGCGGCCACCUGGUGGUGGGUGGUGCUGGCUCACGAAUUGGCUCACAAUCUUGUGUCUCCGCACAACUCGGAUCACAGCUACUACACGGAGUCGUUUAUUCAGCAAUACAUGGCAAAGAUGGUUGCCAAGGUUGCUCAAAUGUCAGGCACUGGAGCUGCUCCCUCUGUACCACCCCCUCUUCCCCGUCCUCCGACUACUGCUUCCACUCAAUCUCAGAUCCCUCCGCCUCCAUAUACGCUAAAUGCAGAUAGGCGGGAUAAUAUGUUUGGUUAA
Pochonia chlamydosporia 170 is the source of this 5352-nucleotide messenger RNA. RefSeq lists its product as hypothetical. Bases 1 to 5352 code for a protein of 1783 amino acids. NCBI's taxonomy places the organism in Eukaryota, Fungi, Ascomycota, Sordariomycetes, Hypocreales, Clavicipitaceae. The transcript is spliced from 3 exons. The record is from RefSeq and is a predicted model, not a curated record.